AUGAUUUUUCGAACGCUCUCUGGUACAAGAAAUAGAAUUUUAAAAGCCUCUGGCCUCAAGUCACUAAGUAAAGGGUUGAAAAUGGCUUCAGAAACUAGCCAGACUUCGAAGAGAAUCGAUCCUCGCCCAGUGAUAAUAAGUGGUCCAUCAGGUGUCGGAAAAGGCACGCUAUACCAUCUGCUUCUCUCAAGACACCCUUCAACCUUUGCCACGACUGUUUCACACACUACACGGGCACCUCGCAGCGGAGAAAAGGAGGGCAUUGACUACUACUAUAUCAGUCGCCCAGAAUUUGAAGAUCUUAUUGCUCGGAAAACAUUCGUCGAACACGCAGAGUAUGGGGGAAAUCGAUAUGGCACUAGCAAGGCUACAAUUCAGACUGUGAUCAACUCUCACCGCGUGCCUGUUCUUGACAUUGAGAUGGAGGGUGUGAAGCAAAUCAAGGACUCUGAAAUUGACGCACGUUACGUCUUUAUUGCCCCUCCAUCAUUAGAAGUGCUUGAACAGCGCCUUCGAGGCCGAGGCUCUGAGAAAGAGGAUAGUAUACAAAAGCGCUUAGCUCAGGCGAAAUAUGAGUUGGAAUACGCGGCUAACGAUGGGACUUACGACAUAACCAUCGUCAAUGACGUUCUCGAAAAAGCCUAUGAGAAGCUUGAAGCUUUUAUUCUUCAAUAA
Messenger RNA from Blumeria graminis f. sp. triticale, 675 nucleotides. The record is from the annotation of a GenBank genome assembly. Lineage: Eukaryota; Fungi; Ascomycota; Leotiomycetes; Helotiales; Erysiphaceae.